This is a messenger RNA of Anolis carolinensis (green anole), 3688 nucleotides long. RefSeq names its product dihydropyrimidinase like 5 (gene dpysl5). The coding region runs from base 162 to 1856 and encodes 564 amino acids. The transcript has 13 exons. NCBI's taxonomy places the organism in Eukaryota, Metazoa, Chordata, Lepidosauria, Squamata, Anolidae. Gene Ontology annotation, cellular component: cytoplasm. The record is from RefSeq and is a predicted model, not a curated record. Gene Ontology annotation, molecular function: hydrolase activity, acting on carbon-nitrogen (but not peptide) bonds.
GCGGGCGGAGGCAGAGGCGGCCACGCCUAUGCCCGGCGCGCUCGCGGGGAAAGGAGCAGGUGAACGCGGGUGGCGGCAGGCGCGGCCGGGAGCGGAGCGAAGGGAGGAAGGAAGGAAGAAAGGAAGGAGCAGGACAGAGGGGCGCUUCCAGAGCCGGAGCCAUGCUUGCCAACGCUGCCACCAUGCGGAUCCUCAUCAAGGGGGGGAAGGUCGUGAAUGAUGAUUGCACCUUGGAGGCCGACGUCUACAUCGAGAAUGGCAUCAUCCAGCAGGUGGGCCGGGAGCUGAUGAUCCCCGGCGGGGCCAAGGUCAUUGAUGCCACGGGCAAACUGGUCAUCCCAGGGGGCAUCGACACCAGCACCCAUUUCCACCAGACCUUCAUGAAUGCCACCUGCAUCGAUGACUUCUAUCAUGGCACCAAGGCCGCCCUUGUUGGGGGGACCACCAUGGUGAUCGGGCACGUGCUUCCAGACAAGGAUAUCUCCCUGCUCGAUGCUUACGAAAAGUGCCGCAGCCUGGCCGACCCCAAAGUGUGCUGUGACUAUUCCCUGCAUAUGGGCAUCACUUGGUGGGCACCAAAGGUCAAGUCCGAAAUGGAGACCUUGGUGCGGGAGAAGGGGGUCAACUCCUUCCAGAUGUUCAUGACCUACAAGGACUCUUACAUGCUGCGGGACAGCGAGCUCUACCAGGUCUUCCGUGCUUGCAAAGACAUCGGAGCCAUUGCCCGCGUCCAUGCUGAGAACGGCGAGUUGGUGGCCGAGGGGGGCAGGGAGGCCUUGGACCUGGGCAUCACGGGCCCGGAGGGAAUCGAGAUCAGCCGGCCAGAGGAGUUGGAAGCUGAAGCUACGCAUCGUGUCAUCACCAUUGCUAACCGGACUCACUGCCCUGUCUAUCUGGUCAACGUUUCCAGUAUGUCCGCCGGAGAUGUCAUUGCCACGGCCAAGAUGCAAGGGAAAGUGGUUUAUGCAGAGACCACCACGGCACACUCCACCCUGACCGGCUUGCACUACUACCACCAGGACUGGUCCCACGCAGCAGCCUACGUGACGGUGCCUCCCUUGCGGCUGGACACCAACACCUCCACCUACCUCAUGAGCUUGCUUGCCAAUGACACAAUAAACGUUGUGGCCUCUGACCACCGAGCUUUCACCACCAAGCAGAAGGCCAUGGGCAAGGAGGACUUCACUAAGAUCCCGCACGGAGUCAGUGGUGUGCAGGACCGCAUGGCCGUCAUCUGGGAACGUGGCGUGGUUGGGGGCAAGAUGGACGAGAACCGCUUUGUCGCCAUCACCAGCUCCAACGCAGCCAAGAUACACAACCUGUACCCCCGUAAGGGACGCAUCAUCCCCGGAGCCGACGCCGAUGUGGUGGUUUGGGAUCCUGAGGCCACAAAGACCAUCUCAGCCAGCACCCAGGUCCAGGGCGGUGACAUUAACCUGUAUGAGAACAUGCGCUGCCACGGGGUGCCCCUGGUCACCAUCAGCCAUGGGCGUGUGGUCUACGAGAACGGCGUCUUCAUGUGUGCUGAGGGCACCGGCAAGUUCUGCCCGCUCCGCUCCUUCCCAGACUCUGUGUACAAGAAGCUGGUGCAGCGGGAAAAGAGUUUAAAGCUUAAGAGUGUGGACCGCACCCCAUACCUGGGGGACGUGGCCGUGGUUGUGCACGCAGGGAAAAAAGAGACGGGGACGCCUCUUGCAGACACCCCCACCCGGCCGGCCACGAGACACGGGGGCAUGAGGGACCUCCACGAGUCCGGCUUCAGCCUUUCCGGUUCUCAAAUCGAUGACCAUGUUCCAAAGCGAGCUUCGGCCCGGAUUCUCGCUCCCCCCGGAGGCAGGUCUAGCGGCAUUUGGUAGCUGCCCCGAAGACUUGUCCCCCAACUAAGGACACGGUCAUCACCGCCCCCACUUUGCCCGGCUGCCCACCCACCCGCCCACUCACGCCCCGCACCCUGUGCGCUCGAGGCGGCCGUGCCUUCCUCCACCGGAGCCACCCAACAACAACCGGCAGGCGCCCAAUGCCCAGAGGACCCUCCCCAGGAGUGAGGAUGAGAGGGUGGGCCGGAGCCCCCUCCUCAGCCCAACACGGCUGCAAUGAACGCAGGGGGGCGCUGAGGCGGGAGGGAAUGAGGGACGGCCCCCUGCCUCUUUCCAGCAGAGAGUGGGGGGCUCCCACUCCCCAAAUGCUGCGGGGCGAGGGAGGCCGGCCUGGGGAGGGGGCUGGGCCGAGGGGGCCUAUCUGUGCUGGUUCCUUUCUGUUUUGCACGUUGGGUUUUUUUUGGAUCAGUGACAUUUGACUUGUUUGUGCAUCACGUGGGAAACAAAAAGAAUUACCGAAAUAUGAUGGUUUGUGUGGCUAGCAGUAGGAUAGAAGAUGAGGAGGCCCAGGGCAGAGGGGACGGGCACCCCACUCACCCCCCACCCACUUCCAAGCAAUGCCCGCCUUAGCCGGCCAUGCUGCGUGGAUGGAUGGAUGGAUGGAUGGAGGGGUUUCCGCUGAGUUUUGCCAGAAGAGCUGCCCCCCACUCCCUCCCCAUCUUCUCCCUCGUCCUCUCCCUCAUGGGGCUCGCUGUGGGUUUCUUCCACCCCUUCCUCCCAGCGGCCUCGAUAUUCCUACUUGAAGGACGGCAAAGCUGAGAGGGUGUCCCCUCCCUCACCCCCACCCCCUGCAUCUCUGUUCAGCUGUGGGAAGUUGGGAUGGUUGCCUAAUGGUUAUAGUAGGAGGUGACUGGGAGCAAGAGCUCUUCCUCUUCCUUCCUUCUCUUUCUUCUCCUUGGCCAGCCUCCUCUCAGGGCCAGGGUUUCGUUCUCUGACCCUUUCUUGGAGCGCCAGGCACGAGGGCACCCCAAAGACCCUCCGCUCCCUGCCCUUUCUGAAGCCACAGAGUCCCAGGACACGGCCAGUGGGUCAGUCUCAGCAGUGUGUGUGUGGGGUCAAGAGUGGGAGACAGGCUACUGUGACCCUUCAGCCAUGCCCUCUUUGCCCCAGAUGCUGGUCCUUGCAGAUAUAGCCUGUAGAAACCAAGGUUAAGGUCUGAGGAGGGCAGAGGACUGAAGACCACGUUUCCAGCACCACAGCAUCCCACCUUUCUCUGUGCAUGUUUGUUGCCAGGGAUGGGUUGCGGUAAAGCCGAUCUUCCACCUUUACCUCCAGUAUUGUAGUGAGACAGAGUCCCUCUCCUGCACUGGCUGGAGCUUGGUCUAGAUGGCCUUUGGGUGCCUCUUUCCGUACCAUGAUUCUGUGAUUCCGGGAGCAAAGACAGAGAAUGCCCAUGGGGAUGCUGCCCCCCAGCAUGCUCUGGUUCUCCAAGCCCCCCAUCUCCUUCCAACAUGAUGGUGCUAACCCCUUGCUGCCCCUCCCCGACUCUGGCCAAAGGAGCCCGCCCCUACCCCCACCCCAUUCCGGACCGACCCCCUGCCCACCGGGUCUCCCUCUGACGUAGUGUGAAAAUGUGAGCUGUUUCUUGUGCACCUCCUCCCCCCACUAGUUGGUUCCCGUAGGUGUGUGAGGCCAGGUGGCCCCGGCGCGACGGAGUCCUCGGCUCCCAGGACCGCAGAGGAGGACUCGGCUUCGGAGCGCAGCCUCCCCCUCCCCUUGUUACAUGUUGGAAUAGUCUUGUAAUGGCUGUUUUUAGCACCUGCCGUGCGUUUUCUGUUCCUCAUUAAAGAGAGUUCUCACGAUAACGACAA